This is a messenger RNA of Trichoderma breve, 1302 nucleotides long. RefSeq names its product fungal specific transcription factor domain-containing protein. Bases 1 to 1302 code for a protein of 433 amino acids. Gene Ontology annotation, biological process: positive regulation of transcription from RNA polymerase II promoter by galactose; DNA-templated transcription. NCBI's taxonomy places the organism in Eukaryota, Fungi, Ascomycota, Sordariomycetes, Hypocreales, Hypocreaceae. The transcript is spliced from 3 exons. Gene Ontology annotation, molecular function: zinc ion binding; RNA polymerase II cis-regulatory region sequence-specific DNA binding; DNA-binding transcription factor activity, RNA polymerase II-specific. Gene Ontology annotation, cellular component: nucleus. The record is from RefSeq and is a predicted model, not a curated record.
AUGAUGGUGGCUAUUGCUCUGACUGAUGAGAGCGAGGAUUCCUCGGAACUGAUGCAAGCCCUCCAUGAUCAUGUGUUACCAGACGUUCAGUACAUGGUGUGGAAUACGAGAGUUGAUCUUCAAGGGUUAGUACUUUUGGUACUCGUGAGUCUAUAUUACUACUACUCCCAUAAGUGGCGUAAAGCUUGGCGAUUCAUAAGGAACGUCGUAAGAAUUAUCCUAGAGCUGGGAUUGAAUCGAAGGAUCGUUCUGGAUCGGUCCUUUCCCGAUCAAAAGGCACAUACCCAGGCACUUAACACGAUGUGGGCCGUAUUUGUACUUGAGCAACAGCUGAGGUACGCCCUGGGACUCUCCACGACCAUGCAAGACUUUUUCAUGGACCCAACUCUUCCAAAACCGGUCAACGCUCCAUAUCUGGAAGCAAUGAUUCACUACGCUCGGAUUGGUGCAAAAGCAUGUGAAACGCUUUCUUGUGAUGAAAUAAACACUCAAGUGAUGUCCGGAGACUGCCAAGAUGCAUAUACAUACUUCCAGUACCGCCUUAGCGAAUGGCGGAAAGCGAUCGGGACCCAAUUCCAGUUCAAAUCCACUAGCAAGAGGGUAGAUCAGUGGAACACUCAACUUGACGCAAUCCUUCGAUUACGGGCAAACAACUUGCAUUUUGUAGUAACGAGAUUUAUGUUCUUCGAAAGAGAAUUUCGCGGCAUGGUCCCAGCCGACCUGUGGUCUGUAUGCAUGGAUGUGGCUGCUGAUACUACCUGCAUCUUGGCCACUAUUGAUGGCUCCCCAGCGGCUUAUCAGGCUACUAAAUCCGAGUCGAACUAUUUUCUUGUCUCGUCGAUGGGCAUCUCGUUCCUUGCCAUGUUACAAGGCUCCCUAUUCCCAAUUUCGGCACAGAGCCCGUUGGACCCGGAAACGUGCCUGAGGGCCCAGCAAAGUGCGAUCCUUUGCCUCAAUUUGCUGCGAAAUCGAGCAGAGCUAUCACGCCAGUCAAAACAUCUGUGGAACCGUGUCAGCGAUCUUGCGUCCCGCUUGAAUCUCCUGGGUUUCUUGGCCCCCGUCGCUCCCGGCAACAUUGAGGAGGUCUCAGGUACAGCGGAAACAAUGAGCAUUAACGAAACAUGGGAAAGACACACAAGCCAUUGGGAGCAGGGACUCGCUAGCUUGUCACCGAAUGUUGCGGCACUUGGAUUCCCUGUCAGUGAGAGUAACGAUGAGGGAUCCACCUCAGCGAGCAAGAUCUAUUCAGCAUUCGAUAUAAUGUUUGGCCCUGAUUCCGUCUUUAAUGGGAUUGAUGAAUGA